UAAAUACCAAUACAAACAAAAAAUUUAAUUUAAAAAAACGAGAAAAGAAAGGGAAUAAUGGUUGGAAAAAAUCAACAAAAAAAGUUUUUUAUUCACUUAAUAAUACGAUUGUUUUUUUUAAUACUGUGGAUUAUUUGAAAAAAUCGAAUAAUUCCUUUCACAAGCGAUGAAAUUUUAAGAUUCAGAUAAAAUUAAAACACUUACAAACAGUUCUUAUUAAGAAGCAGUUAUUGGUGGUAACAUUUUUUUCUGAAUUGUCUUUUCACAAACGUUAAGAGCAUAUUCAAUGAAAUUUUUUGUAACUAAGAUUUGUAGAAAAAUUUCCCAAAAAUUAAGCAGGACCUAACUAACUAUGGCUGUGGAACAUUUCUAUUUUAAGGGUUUUUUAUUAUUUGUGUCUUAUUUAGUAUAGAUUUUUCCUCUCUGAAUAUUUAAUCUGAAACUUUGUUCCUCUUAAUUGGUGUGUUGAAGUUUUACAGAAACACUGAUGCAUUUUUGAUUAGUCGUGAUAAUAAGUAGGUAAAUCUGAACAAUAAAUUCCAGUACAAAUCCACCGCUUUCCCAAAAUGCCUCAAGCCCAAAAAGACGCCUUUUACUUCGUCAUUGACUGUUACAACAAAAGUGGCCUCCGUAAAACCUCCCCUAACCUCCGAAAAUUGGUAUCAAUUUACCUCCUUUUACCCCUCCUUUUCAUCCUCUACUCAAUGAUAAUUAUCAACAUCCGUUACAAAAACGCCAACAUUUUCGAAAUCGCCGAAGUUUUCGAAGCCGUCUCAACAUUCGGACAAGUACAACCCCCUUUCAACGACCCAAAAAACCUCAAAAUUUUGCAGCUAGUGGCCCGAAAAUCGCUCCUGCUCCUCCACCGUUCCCUCUUCGAAGAAAUCAUCCAAGACCGCUCACAUUUCUGGAGUUACGACUCUUUCGGGGGAAAAAUCGGGGACAAGUACCGGCAAGAAAUGCAAUUUUCCGUUUCUUUGAUUAAAAAAAUGUGGUAUGCCAGUGUAUGGUCUCUAGUUUUCCACUUUUGCACCCCGUUUUUUGUCACAAAUGCUGUUUUACCCGACGCCUGUUGGAUCCCAGUGGACAGUAAAUGUUUGGUGAUUUUUCUCUACGCUUUGGAGAUGGUGUUCUACAUCGAGGUGAUUUUCCUGCUGGGGUCCUUUGACGCCUUUUUCCUGUGCAUGUGUACGGAGUUGAAGAUACAGUUCAAUUUGUUGAACCGAACUCUUGACAAACUUCAAACUAACCCAGAAACAACGGACGAAAUGUGGCUUAAAACGCUCAAGAAGUGUUCAAGGCACCACUGUUUCAUUCUCAAGUAAUUGGUUUUUUGUCCCACUGUGAUUAUAAUUUUAUUAUAGGGUUCACGCGAAAUUGAACCGUUUUUUCUCGGAGUAUUUCGUCUGCCAAUAUCUCAUCAAUGUUGGGGGUGUUUGCAUACAAUUUUUCAUCAUAAGUAACGAGUGAAGUUUAGGGAAAUUAACCCCAUUUUUUUCUAAUUCAUAAUUUCAGGUCUUCAAAUCUUACGCAGAUUUUGAGGAGUGUCGUUUAUAUUUUGAUUGCAAGUCUUUUAGGGGCUCUUAUUUUUCUUCCCUCAAGUGCUAUCGAGGAAGAGGUGGAGGCGAAUUCUCGUAAUUAUUACGCAAAUUAUCGUUGGUUUUAGGCCGAAAAGUUUGAAAAUAGAAUCUAUGAUAUUGAAUGGCAAAACACCAAAGACUUAAAUAUUCGAAAAUUUAUAAUUUUUUGGUUGAUGAAGGCCCAAAAAUCGAUUCAUAUGACAGGGGCUGGAUUGUUUCAAGUGAACCGAAAUGUGCUGAUACAGGUCCAUAUUUCGCUUGGAAAAUGAUCAAAUAACAGUUUAACUUUAUUUCAGAUUCCACGUCUAGCGUUUUCUAUCGCGACAAUUUUAAGUAAUGUUAAAUAAUUUUACCUUAAAUAAUAACCUUAAUUAAAUAAUGUUAACUUGCAAUGAUUGGAAUUUUUGUGAUCAUUUUUCUUAGAAAAAAAUUGAAAAUAAUACUGCUUUCUACUACCAUAAUAUGAUUUGAAAAAUAAUACCCAAAAUUUAAAAUACAUUGAUUUGGCUUCAUUUUCAACCGAAUCUCUUAAUGUUGGGCGUUUCAGCUUUUACAAAAAGUUUCGGAAAAUCGGGGGAAAAAUUAAGACCUUGCUUGUGUCCAGUGUUGGUAUUUAUUGUAAUUCUGUGAUCAGGUUGAUUGCCUUGUGGGCUUGAGCCAAAUUGCGAUUUUAUUUUGCGGAACAAAUCGGUAAUAAAAUUUGUGAUAGUGCGAAAUGAGAAUUGCGCGGAUUAUUGUAGGUAUUGUGGAGUGAGGUCAUAGGCAUUUAAUUUUUUGUGCCUUGCGGUUACUUUUUCGAGGUUUGUGAAUUUGAAUAAAUACUCAAACUUGUAACAAUUCGUGACAAGGAUUCCAGUCAAGAGUAAUUUUUUAAUCGCUUAACGUAAUUGUAGAUUUAGUUGUGUCUAGACUUUCGUAUCAAGUGCAAUGACGAACACUGUAGUCAUUUUAGCUAUCUUGUGGCUUUUCUGUGGAAUAAAUUGUACAAAAGAUUUAAGCUAUGAGAUUGCUCCGUCCAUUACAUACAAAUAUAUUCUUAGGCCGACCAUUCCACCGCAGGAAAUUUGGUGGAAACGCGGGACGCACCGAAGGCGGGAUAACAAUAGGGGAUAUGAAGUUGUUUAUCCAUAGCUUGGUUUUUUAUUAAGUAAAAAAAUUAUGAAUUUACAUUGUGGUAAUAAAUAUUCCCAUCCAAAAAUGGAAGAUCUUGCACAAGGUCAAGUAACCACUAAAACUAGGCACUGUGACGAGGAAAAUGUUUUAUUUGUAUUUGUCAAAGUGGUAGUUACCAGAAAACGCACUGAAUAAAUCAUGAUAUGAAAUGAAAUUUGUUUUAUUCAAAUGACACUAUUUUUAAAUAAAAAAUGCUUGAAAACAAAUGAUUUUUGUGAGACUUACUCACUUACUGAAAAAAAUUACCGAGAAAUUUUCGAAAGUAUAGUGGAACCUCGAUAAUCCGAGCAAAAAAAGCUUAUCUUCGUUGACACUAAUUGUGACAAAUGACACUAAUUUUAUAGAAAAAAUGCUUGAAAGCAAACGAUUUUUGCGAGAUUUAUUUACUUACUGAAAAAAAAUUACAGAGAAAUUUUCGAAAGUACAGUGGAACCUUGAUAAUCCAAGCUAAGAAAAGAAAAGCUUUGUCUUGUUUUACUUAAUUGACACUAUUUUUAUAGAAAAAAUGCUUGAAAGCAAACGAUUUUUGCGAGAUUUAUUUACUUACUGAAAAAAAAUUACAGAGAAAUUUUCGAAAGUACAGUGGAACCUUGAUAAUCCAAGCUAAGAAAAGAAAAGCUUUGUCUUGUUUUACUUAAUUGACACUAUUUUUAUAGAAAAAAUGCUUAAAAGCAAACGAUUUUUGCGAAAUUUAUUUACUUACUGAAAAAAAAAUUAGAGAAAUUUUCGAAAGUAUAGUGGAACCUCGAUAAUCCGAGCAAAAAAAGCUUAUCUUCGUUGACACUAAUUGUGACAAAUGACACUAAUUUUAUAGAAAAAAUGCUUGAAAGCAAACGAUUUUUGCGAGAUUUAUUUACUUACUGAAAAAAAAUUAGAGAAAUUUUUGAAAGUACGGUGGAGCCUCGAUAAUCCAAGCGAAGAA
Tribolium castaneum (red flour beetle) is the source of this 3675-nucleotide messenger RNA. RefSeq lists its product as uncharacterized. NCBI's taxonomy places the organism in Eukaryota, Metazoa, Arthropoda, Insecta, Coleoptera, Tenebrionidae. The transcript has 2 exons. Gene Ontology annotation, biological process: sensory perception of smell; detection of chemical stimulus involved in sensory perception of smell. Gene Ontology annotation, cellular component: plasma membrane. Gene Ontology annotation, molecular function: odorant binding; olfactory receptor activity. The record is from RefSeq and is a predicted model, not a curated record. The coding region runs from base 567 to 1325 and encodes 252 amino acids.